AUGUUCGACAUCACACCAUGGAAGAAUUUGAUAAACGAUCUUACUUUAGAAGAGUUUAGAACAAUUCUAACAGCAUUGGAUCGAUUUACUGCACCAAUAUGGCAUAACAACAAUGUAAUCAUUUUAAAGGAUCGAAUUCCUGAAAAUAUCCUCUUGUUUAAUAUAAGGGAAAGCAGAGUAAGUAAACUAAAUGAAAGGAAAAAGUAUGAAUUGUAUAAAUUCUUAUCCGAGAAAAAAUACGCAUUUCCAAUAUUUUUGAUGCAAAUUGUUAAACUAUUUAAAUCAGCUGAUGAUUUCAUUGAUUUUUAUAGUGAUCUUGCUCCUUUCAACUUAUGUUUUUAUAAUAAUGAAGUAUUUCAGGAAAACACUAUUUGGAGUGAUUUUUAUAAAUUUAUAGCCAAUUAUAAUGCAAAUAAAAUCAAGAAUGUCGAAAGACCUAUAUUUGUUCUAGAUUAUAUGAUUGGUGCUUUUUUGAAUUCACCGCAAUUAACAAAAGAAUUGUAUCUUUUUAUCGAAAUCCAAUUUGGCACUGAAAAAUUAAUGAAUACGUCACCAACUUACAACCUUACGCUUUCUAGUUUCAUUGGAUGGAAACUCUUUCAGAAAGAUGAACCAUUCCCAAUUGAGCAAAACAUGGAAUUGCAAAAUAUUGUUUCGGCGAACAUUGAUGAAGUUUACAAUAAGAGCUGCAAUGAUAAGAAGUUCAUUUCAACAAUAAAGUGUUUGUAUUAUAUUAUGGAAUGUGCAGAAGAUUUGAAAACAGAAAAUUUGGAUGACAUCAUUAAGGAAUAUAUAAAAAAACAUUCAAAAGAUGAGGAAUUCGAAAUCUACAAAAAUUCAAACUCAAGACUUGCAUAA
This is a messenger RNA of Trichomonas vaginalis G3, 858 nucleotides long. RefSeq lists its product as uncharacterized. The transcript has a single exon. The record is from RefSeq and is a predicted model, not a curated record. The coding region runs from base 1 to 858 and encodes 285 amino acids. NCBI's taxonomy places the organism in Eukaryota, Parabasalia, Trichomonadida, Trichomonadidae.